This is a messenger RNA of Styela clava, 2928 nucleotides long. Its product is annotated as vacuolar fusion protein MON1 homolog A-like. Gene Ontology annotation, cellular component: Mon1-Ccz1 complex. Gene Ontology annotation, biological process: protein targeting to vacuole; vesicle-mediated transport. The record is from RefSeq and is a predicted model, not a curated record. Lineage: Eukaryota; Metazoa; Chordata; Ascidiacea; Stolidobranchia; Styelidae.
AGUGAAAAAAAUCUCUGCAUUUCAUUUGUUUGGGUGAGGUUCUGAAGUGCCGUGGUGGGGUAGCGGAGUACAGGAAUACGCUACCGUACCUGUAUCGCUGUGUUAGUGCAUUCGAACUGAAGCAUGUCAGUUCCAAGCGAUACAGACGAAGUAGCUGUUACCGAUGCCAGGCCGUCUAUAAAUGGACUGGAAGAAAUUGAGCCAGGAGCAACGGCAGAAAACCAGUCACUCGUUGUGAGCGAAGAACUAACAACAGAAACUAAGGAAUGGGACGAAAAUGCAACUGAUCACCACUUUACCAAUGCUGCAGGAAUUAAAGACUUAACUCGGCUGAUGAGAAGUGUUUCUGUGAAAGCUGAUGAAGAGAAAACGAAAACUCCAGUUCACAGAGCAAAAAGUGAUUCUCAUAAAACAGUGACAAGACAUCCAAGUGGCAAUUCACAACUCGGUGAAUUCUCUGGGACUGACUCCAUUCCAAUACCCGAGCUAGACCGCCAGUUGUCAACAACAACAGCAGGGAGUGACUAUCCAGACACUUCUACAGCUUCGUUCAAUUCUGACUUUGAAAAUGAAAACUUUUACUCUGGCGUUGAACAACCUAAAGAUCUACCUGUAGAUGAAUCUCAAGUUGAAUCUGAAUUUGUUAUGAAUGAAAACUGGAGAAUGAAAGAGAGACAUGUGUUUGUGCUAACUGAAGCAGGCAAACCAGUUUAUACUCGUCAUGGUAACGAAGAUAAACUUGCACCAUUAAUGGGCGUCCUGCUUGCUAUAGUAUCUUGCGUUUAUGAUAGAAAAGAUAUUCUGCGAUAUGUGGUGGCAGGAGACCAUAAAUUUGUUUUUAUGCCCCGACCACCUCUCAUUUUUGUUGGGAUUUGUUCAACUAAAGAGUCUGUGCAUCAGAUCCAAGUCCAGCUAACAUACAUUUACAAUACAAUAAUCAGUGUAUUAACUCUCAGUCAACUUACGAAAAUUUAUGACACAAAGAAGAAUUUUGAUUUGAGAAGGCUUUUGACAGGCACAGAUAAAUUCCUGAACAACCUUUGUAAAUCGAUGGAUUCCGAGCCUCAGUUCUUAUUGCAAGCUGUUCAAUGUUUGCCGGUCAAUGGCAAUGUAAGGGAUGUGAUAGGACAGGCACUACAACAGGCUAAGACUGAAGAUUUAGCUUUUGCAUUAUUAAUAUCCCACAAUCAAAUAGUGAAUAUUUGUCGAUUGAAAGAACAUAGCCUUCAUCCCAGUGAUAUUCAUGUCAUAUUGAACAUAGUCAAUUCCUCAUCGAGUGCUUUUCAUGCCGGGGAGAGCUGGACUCCCAUAUGUCUACCUAAUUUCAACUCUUCAGGAUUUCUUCAUGCUCACAUCUCGUAUCUAGAUGAAGGUUGUACGACAUGUUUGAUUCUUCUUUCUGCGGACAGAGAUGCUUUCUUCACUUUGUCUCAUUCUAAAAGUCUGGUUCUUCAAAAGUUACAAAGACACGAUUGUUUAGAAACUCUAGCACAAGCAGGAAGAGUGGAUACCUAUUCUGUUAGGAAAGUUGGAAUUUCAGUUCUCAGGCAUUUUAUUUACAAAUCAAAAAGCACUUCACAGUUCACCUGUCCCGAAAUUGGUCAUCCCUACAUCACAGAAGAUAAACGUAAGCGAAUAUUCAGUUUAUAUCAGCACGCCCAUGGCAGGAUUCAUGAUGGCUCUUGCCCAUUGAAACUUUUGUAUCUUGUAUUGGAAACUGAGACUAUAUUGGGAUGGGUAACUACUGGUUUUGAACUCUACGCCAUAUUUGGACCUCUCGUCACAAAGAACUCGGCAAUACAAGCAGUUAAUAGAUUACUUAGAUGGAUAAAAAAGCAAGAAGAUGAGCUGUUUAUACUUAGACCUCCGAUAUUUUGAUUUUGAUGUGAAUUCUUGAAGCGCUUUUCACUUUGGAGCUUAAAAUAGGUAUAUAUUGCAAUAGGGUGCAAUACAGAAAAACGGAAUAAAAUUAUGACCUAACCCUAACCUGGUACACACACUACGGGAGUUCCCAAUAUAAUGGCUUCCAUACAAUAUUGCGACUUUCCUUCUUCAGGAUGAGCAGAUGACUAUCACACAUAAAGGAUCUUCUAUAUUUGGAUUAUAAAAUUGAUAACGCUUUUAACUUUAAACAGAGUAACUUCCUUGCAUUAUAUGUAUUUUGAUUCCAUGAUCAGCACAGUAGGAAGGGGAAUAAAUGGUGCUCUCUAAGUUGGCGCACAGCGUGAACUUAGUAUUUGUACCAGGUUAGAGUUAUCUGGCUGUAUGCCAUCUUGGUGCACAUACUUCUGGAGCGCCAAAUAAUUAAUAGAAAUAGACAACAAAAUACUGAUUACAGAAUCAGGCUAGCAAGAAAACCCUAUAGUAGGCACUAUUCAAAUUUUUGUCAGCCGGUUCCAUUCUAUUUUUCAGCCGGUUCUGUUACAAACAGAAAAUUGACAGUAACCAGUAGUGCUAACAGGUUCGCUGAUCUUAUAAAAUUCCGUGAGAGGAUUCUAUCGAACCGGCUGAAUCCCACUUCUGCAUAUAAGAUGAGUUCUCCAUAAUCAGCAUAACUGGUGAUAAACAAUAAUUGAUAAAAGUGAACAAAUAAAAACUGAUUACAGAAUCGGGAGCGUAAACAAAACCUUUAAAUUUAAACAAUUGGAAAAAAAAUAUUUAAAUGAAAGGCUUAAAGUAGUGGUACGUGUUCACUCAACCUAAAAUAUAUUAAUUCACACAAACUCACGUCGGUAACGAAAUAUAACUAAGUUCCCAUGAACAUUAUUUUUUGCAAUAGUUUAUAUAUUUAUUUUAAUCUUAUGCAAAUCUAUUGUUAAGUUCCAUUCGUUAAACUUUUUCUUGAUUAUCUUUGAAGAGUUGAAAUUUGAAUCAAUUUCUGCAUUUUUUGUUAUUUGAAUAGAAUGAAAUUGUCAUCUUUUAACUCUG